Molecule: messenger RNA, 579 nt
Organism: Cylicostephanus goldi
Lineage: Eukaryota; Metazoa; Nematoda; Chromadorea; Rhabditida; Strongylidae
Source: the annotation of a GenBank genome assembly
AUGGGCCUGGCUUGCGGCCAGGAUCCAAAAAUUGUCGAGAAUAUAUGCUCAUGGGUGAGACAUGCAGUAGAGAUUCCCUUCUUCGCCAAAAUGACGCCCAACAUCACUGAUAUUUGUGCCAUAGCCUCUGCAGCUAAAGUAGGUGGUGCAGAUGGAGUUACCGCAACGAAUACGGUAGCCAGUUUGAUGCAUAUGAAAGCAGACGCUACUGCAUGGCCAGCAGUUGGUAAAGAAAAGAGGACAACAUAUGGGGGCAUGUCCGGAUCGGCAAUUCGUCCCAUAGCUCUCAGAGCUGUUUCUGCUAUAUCAAGAAAACUGAAGGGAUUCCCAAUCAUGGCUAGUGGAGGUGUAGAAAGCGCUGAGACUGCGCUGGCUUUCCUUUACGGUGGAGCUUCACUUUUACAAGUUGCAUCUGCCAUACAAAACCAAGAUUACACUGUUGUGGAAGAUUACUGUACUGGCCUACGAGCACUCCUCUAUCUCAAAGCAGCUGAACUCGAGGGGUGGGAUGGCCAAAGCCCUCCCAUCAAAAAACAUCAAAAGGGGAAGCCUAUUCUGGUCGAGAAUGCGGUAGGCUAA